AUGGUUUCAGAAGAAGCUAAAAAGGAACUAUAUGAUGUUGCAACAAAGAAUGACGUAGAAACUUUCCAAAUAAUUGUGCAACAACAUCCAUUUCUUGUUGAUCAUGUUUCAUUUCCACGUUCAAGAAGUCUCUUACAUUUUGCAGCUGAAAAUGGGCGCGUUGAGAUUGCCAGAGAAUUGUUAUCUGUAGCCCCUGAGAUGCGUUGGUGGCAAGAUGAUCAAGGCAUGAACCCGGUUCAUAUUGCAGCCAUGAGAGGGCAGGUCGAGAUCUUAAAGCUGCUGCUUCAGCUGGACUUGUAUCCAGCGAUGGAGAGACUGAAUCGAGGCCAAACUGUGAUGCACUUGUGCGUGAAACAUCGUCAGCUUGAGACGUUGAAGUGUUUGGUUGAGGAAAUAAGCGAUCUUGUGAAUGUGAAGGAUGAUGAUGGGGACACACUCUUGCAUUUGGCUGUUAGGUGCGAUCAAGUUGAGAUGGUAAAAUAUUUGGUGGAGGACUAUAAAGUAGAGAAUCUAACGGAGAACUCCAUGGGCAAAACACCGCUGGAUAUCUUGAGAGGGAACUCCCAACACACCACUAGGCCUUCAGAAAUUGAAAGGUUACUACUUUUGGCAUAUGACCCAAUUCCCAACACCUAUCGCGAGAUGACUGACAUGACAAUGGUGGUGGUGGGCCUGAUAGCCGCGAUGGCAUUCAGUGCGGCGGUCAACCCCCCGGGUGGCGUGUGGCAGGACGACACGUCAUCACACAGAGCCGGCAAAGCAAUAAUGGCAUCUUCACAUCCCACACUAUACAAAUACUUCUCUCAUGCUAACAACACCGCUUUCAUUUCAUCUCUCUUAGUAAUCUUACUCGUAGCCAUGCGAGCGCCAAGAAAUGCAUCUCUUUUCGUGGAAGUCAUCUUGUAUGCAACGUUGGCGUCGAUGGUAUCUAUUGGAGUGAGUUAUGGAACAUCCUUAAUCAUGACCAAUCCUAUUGAAACACAAACAGUUGGCCAAAUUGUUGCUAUAGUAGUUGCUGGGACAGUGGGCGUCAUUGCAUUAGUACUCGUAUGUACUGUUUUAGAGAGUUCGUUCAAUACGUGGAAGAGAAAGAAACUGCAGCAUACAGAUCGUAAAUUCAAUGAUUUUAUAUUUCGCUUUCAAUAUCAGUUUCAGCAGACCAUGAACUAUCUCUUUGCCAGACUAAUUAGGAGGGGCGGGCCACCCCCUCCUACCCGUCCGGGGAGCCCAAAUAUCCUCUAG
This is a messenger RNA of Salvia hispanica, 1242 nucleotides long. RefSeq lists its product as uncharacterized. Gene Ontology annotation, molecular function: protein binding. Gene Ontology annotation, cellular component: plasma membrane. The record is from RefSeq and is a predicted model, not a curated record. Lineage: Eukaryota; Viridiplantae; Streptophyta; Magnoliopsida; Lamiales; Lamiaceae.